Molecule: messenger RNA, 5535 nt
Organism: Haliotis rufescens (red abalone)
Lineage: Eukaryota; Metazoa; Mollusca; Gastropoda; Lepetellida; Haliotidae
Product: androgen-induced gene 1 protein-like
Exons: 6
Coding region: 185-937 (250 amino acids)
Cellular component (GO): membrane; endomembrane system
Source: RefSeq, a predicted model, not a curated record
AAUGCUCAGCAGAUGCCUUUACUAUAAUUGUAACAAGCUUUUCAGAAAGUAGCAUGUUUACAGAGUUGUCUCCCUUCAGAGUUUGAAGUCCACAUUCUGAGUUAGCUUGGGUUGCAUUGGUGACUGCUGACUGGGGAAUCUUUGAAGUUGCUAACUGAGGACCUUGGCACUCAAUCUUGAUAAAAUGGCUGUUGUGGCUGGAGUAUUCAGUGUGUGCAUGUUUGUCAUGUACUUGUGCAGCAUCACCUACAAUAUUUUCACAAUUACUGAUGGUACUCCCAACUCUACAGUGUUCACCUUCAGGGGAUAUGGUGGAAAAUUCAAAUAUUUAACAUUUUUAAAUUUUUUGCUGCAGACCUUCUACUAUGGCCUGUGUGCUGUCACUGCCAUCGUGGGGAGUACCGGAGGACCAAUCAGGGAUCCCCGGAAACGCUCAGCUCUCCAGAAGUUCCGAGACUUCCUCCACAACACUCUCGCCUUCCCAGUUGGAACUUUUGUGGUUGUAACAUUUUGGGCAAUCUAUGCCGUGGACAGAGAGCUUGUGUUUCCCAAGGCUCUUGACCAGUUUAUACCUCCCUGGUUGAAUCAUGUCAUGCACACCUUCAUCCUGCCCAUCCUGUUGCUGGAUAAAUACCUUAACUAUCACCAUCUACCGAAGAGAAGGAAUGGCAUUUUGGGCCUUCUUUUAUUUGGUGUUAUAUAUCUCAUAUGGAUCCUAUGGAUAGCCUACCAUGCCAACGUGUGGGUGUACCCGAUACUGAAGGUCCUGGAGACCCAUCAGAGGAUCAUCUUCUUCGGCUUCCUCCUCAUGCUCUUCGUUAGUUUAUACCUGCUUGGAGAGGGCCUCACCAGGUUCCUAUGGCGGAAAGAACUAGGAGCAAAUUUAGCAGCGAGGAACACAAAGUCGAGCAAGUCAAAUAAGAAGAAGAAUCGUUGACAAUAUUUGUAAUUAGAAUUUCAUUAUUGUCAUCCUGAUCAUCUAGUAGCAUUCACAUGGAAAUUCAUCAUAAUGUGUGUGAUGUUACUACAUAAUUUAGUCUGUUAGGAUUGAUUUCUUUGAUUCUGAACUUUCGGAAACUAAACUCAGAUAUAUGAUUAGUAUUUUAUGUACACUUUUAGGCCUAUUUCUUAUAGGUAGUUAACAGAAAUAUUACAUUUUAAUUUGAAGUUUACACGAUAUACAGCUUUUCCACAGGAAGAGAGGCCGGUCAGAUGAUGUUCAUAAGUGUAUAAACGACACAAUUUUAUGUUCAUACGUUUUUCACGAGACUGACGGACUACUUCCACAUUCCAGGGGAAACCUCUGGGAAUUCCCUUGCACGAAUACAUACAAAAGUGUUAUUUCUGAUCAUAUAGGCCCUUUAAUCUUGAACUCAGCGUUUUAGCAUACAUUGAGAAACAGCAGAGACUUUGCCUGCAUGAUUGUUCACAAAUAUCCUUGCUACGACCUACCCUAGUGAACAAAACUUGGAAAUGCACACCCGCUAUCGUAGUAUCGACUUGAACUGUGUCUAGACUGACAGUGACAUUCUGCAGCAAUCUAUGAAUUUACCUUAGUAUCUAUUUAACACAUCUCCACAAUCACCUUUCAAUGAUUUACUGAUCAGUGAUGACUAACACAUAUUAAUUGCCACAGGUUCAUUAACAACUUCAGGAAAUUUCUUCCGUCAUGUUUAUCAUGUAGGCCAUUUGGACGUCUUGUAAUUGAUGUAAAUGUAUUACGACGGGCUGUCAUUGUGACUGACUUACUGACGUAAUAUCAAUGAUGAUAUUAUUUGAAUACAUUUCUUGUAAACAGAUAGAUAAACAUACCUCUUGCUUUGGGGAACUAUUUUAUUUCGCAAUACAGCUAGUUGUUGUAUGGCUGUCAGUGUAAACAUGAAGUCACACAUAUUGAUCUAGCACUACACCCUCAAGGUAUAAAUCAGUGAUAUAUUUUUUUUUUGAGAAUUGACUUUUACUUUGUGUGAGUUCAUUGGAGUGUGAACCUUCAUAGAGUUACGGCCAAACAUUGUAUGAAUGUCAUAUUUCUCAAGACAGCUCUUGGUUGUAGGUGUUUUAUUUUUAAUUUAGAUCUUUCAAUUUUUGUAUUUCUUUUUGAAAGUAGGGUCAGUUUGAUGAGACAAAAUACAUUCAAGUUAUCUAUGUUUUUUGUUUUGUUUUUUUACCUGAAAUGUGACUGGAGUGUUAAACAUUUUCAGAUAUUUUGUCUGAUUACCAGUCUCAUCUGUACUAAGAAGUUACACGCUUGAACUAUUUUUUCUUCCACAUUCCUGAAUAUUAGGAUGGGAGUAUAAUCCAAGUUACUGGUAUAAGUAAUAGGAUGCCUUUAACAUACCCCUGUAAUGUGUUUUCGUGAAUUUGUUUUCUCAACUACAUAAAUAGUCCAGGAAGUGUUCUUGUGACAUUGAAGGUCAAGGUCACUCGAUGUGAUUAAUAUGUCCCAGAAUGCUUGAGUGUACACAUUAUCUUGAGCAUUCAUGAUUGGAAUUUUAUGAAACAUUAGAAACAUGAUCCCAGGCAGUACAUGACUGAGAUGGAAAGUCAAGGUCAUUGAACUGGAAGUACUGCUAAUAAAGCAGUCUUUUCUAUUUCAAAUUGUAUUGCAUUGGGAAAGUCUUUUCCCCAAACCGAAAGUACUUGUAACUUUGUCAUUAUGGUAGGUAGAGAUGUGGUUGUGCAGGUCAAGUGAUGUGGUGAAGUCAAAAUGGUUCAUGAUACAUGUUUAUGAUGGUAAGGUUUUAGGACAUUGAUGGGGCACGGAUGGCCCAGUUGUCUAAGGCGCCGCGAUUUGCUGUGCAGAGUUGCGUCCCUUGGGCACGCCAGAAACCUCUGAUUGUGGGUUCAAAUCCCAGUUCGCCCCGAUUAUGUUUCUAGGUUUGUCAGCACCAUACCUGUGCUCGUGGGUUUCCCCACAGUGGUAAACGUCUGAGACCUGCUUCACUUCCCGCUUUCCUUCCACAUUAAGCUGACACGCCGUGAUAUAACUGGAAAACUGUUAAAAGCGGCGUUAAACCAAACUCACUCACUCACUUUGGGACAUUCAGGAAAUGGUGGUGAUAGAGCUGCUUCUGUUUUUGCGUAUUUGAUGAUGGAUCAUGCCUUGGUCACUGAGUAUCCAUGACGACAUUCUGCCAACUGUGGGUGUUCAGUGCUGGUUACUCGUAAUGGCGAUGCUGUGCCAGUAUCUAUGCAGAGUACUGAUUUUGACAUGCUUUCAUGUUAAUGAAAAUGAUGUCAUUUAUGGUUAUAUAUUAGAGCUUCGGUUUGAUUUGAAUACCAAUAAUACAAAUUGGCCUGGCUUUAGGAAAUAUUGCAUUCAACAGCAUCAAGCUCCAUACUGUUUGAAAUUGCUUUAUGAAAAUUCCUUUGGGGGGAGGGGGGCUUAUGGAUGAAUGAAUGAAUGAUAGGAAAUAACUGUUUUUACAAAUGAUACAAAGUGUGUGUUUGUCUUUUGGUUUAUCAUAAGAUGUGUUGUAUGCAUGGAGUCUAUUAAUGAAAACCAUGAAGUGUUAAGAUGCCAGGAAUUCAGGUGUUUAUGACAUGCUUUUCGCUACUAUAUUGAGAGGAAACAUGUUUAUGGCUGCAUUUGAUCUGUAGGCAGACGCUAAAGUUUGUGCAUGCAACACAACCAAGUGAUACCACACAUUACCAGGCUUGAGUAGUCCAACACACAAAAUCAUGUCAACUUAGGUGUCUUGCACUCAUCAUGUGGGUGCAGCCGAUUUGCAACAUCUUUUAUGGCAUUUAAACAAUAUUUCAGCGUUUGGAACACAGACUUAAUUUGGUUGAUUUUGGUGUGGAGUUGAUGGAUGCCUCGCCUGAAAGUUUUCUUGUAUCAAUAUGGGCAAAAAUACAGGAAUCUGUGGAUUGACAAAGGGAUGUUUGACACAAAGAGUGAUGAGCAUUUAACUUCCAUAUUUUAAGCCUUAUGUCCUAUACAUUUUGAAUUACUUCUACAAUAGCUGGUUUACAUAUAGGACAAACCAAAGAUAUAUAGCUAAGUGAGCAAGGUGAUUAUCAUGUAUUUAGACCAUAAUAAUGUAUUUUAAAUGACCAGCUCUUCUAGGACGGUUUCCAUGUGUUACCAUAUUUAAACCAAUAGCAUAUUAAGCGCCAAAACUGUUUUAACAGAAUAUGUAACAUUUGAUAUAGAUGUAAAAAGGUUAUGUACUGUUCAGUUUGUUCUAAGCAGGUUUCAUUGGCGUGACAGUGAGAUGUAACUGUACACGUCCCAUUGUCGGUAUACAAGAUCAUCUAUUGAGGACAUGCUUCACAUUCUCAACUUAACACGUUACAUCAGAGCCGUUAUGAACACUAUAAACAUGAGUACAGUGGAAUAGUGGAAUAAUCAAAUCAGUUCCUUGAGAAAAUGUAGUUUUUGACUUAUGUGAGGAAAGUCUUGGAUCAAAGAAGGAUGUGGUUUAAUAUUUUCUUUGAGAAAUGUUCCCGAGUAUAGUGCACUGUUUCUGGUGAUCCUACAUGUCUACAAUGUGUUGCACAUCUCACUGGUGGGAGGUGAACCCAACUAGGGAAUGGUUUUGUUUUCAUAUACCAGCCCACAGAAAUGGGCAUGUUUCACAAAGUAUUUUAUUUUUGAAAUAAAGCCAAAUAUACAAUGGUGGUUACCCAAAGAAAUUGUCCCUCGUCUGGCAUGGCUCUUCUUUUGAGUGAACACUUUUGUCCAUUUGUUUGUUUUUGCAUUCAUGUCACAUUGCACUCAAGAGUCUCCAGGUCAGUAUUUCCAGAUGUUGAUAGCUUUCUCCAGUGUUCAGCAUAUUAGUCAUGACACAGUAUUUAUUCCUUGUUCUUCCUUUUUCUCAAUAAAUGUACGUAACUAUUAACAGAUUGGGGAAGAUGACAAGUUUACAUAUUUGUAACAUUAACAAUAAACGAGAGUGAGGGCAGCAAUUUAAAACAAUGUGAAGGUGACCAUCAGUCAAAGGUCAGGAGGGGGAGGUAACUCACACUUUACCAUUAAUUUGUGUGCUACAAAGCAUCAGAAGCAUUCAGAGCCUAGGUCCUCAAAGCUACUUUAGCACUUAAGUCUAUGUUAACGAGUUUUAGCACCAAGACAUUGUUUAAGUAUAAAAACCAUAGCACUAAGAUGACUUCGAGGAACAAGUCUGUUCGGGUCUAAAUACAUAUUUUGCAUAUAUCGGUCUUCCAGUUCUACUGUGAUGAUGAAUUCCGGCAUGAAGAGACACACUUUUAAGGUGUUUACAAGUGGAGUCUCCUUGUACCAAACUAAGUUUGCUGUGACUGCUGUAAAUCCUGGAAUCUGGCAAACUGUUUCAGUUGGUGCAUGUCCAAGGCCCUUUUAGUGGGUUCUGUCAAAUGCCAGGUGCGUUGAAAUGAAAGUAUUUAUUGCCAGAGUUUGUCACAUUCCAGUUUUGUAUUUUUGUUGCAUGAGAUGAGAUCUAUGUUGUGUUUUGUGUGAGCCUUCUAUAUCAUGUUAUGCAGGAAUAUUUGUAUCUCCUUUCACAUUUGUUUUCUGUUGCUUUGAAAAAUGAAGAAAAUAAAUGGUAUACAUAA